AUGCGGGUAGCCGCCUGCCUUCUCUCCUUGGCUCUCUGCGCCCUGCCCGCUGCCCCAGCCGCCGGGCCGGCAGCGGCGGUGGGGCGGCGGGGCGAGAGCCGCUUCGCAGAGCGACAGAGCAUCAGGCCCCUGCGGCUGGUGUCCGGCGAGGGCGGCGAAGGGGCGCGGCGGCCGGCGCUGAGUACGCGGGUGCGGAGCGGCGCGGCGCGGACGCAGUCUACCCAUAUUGCUCGAGCCAGCUUCCAGGUUGAUGCUUUUGGAUCAUCUUUCAUCCUAGAUGUGACGCUAAACCAUGACCUGCUGUCUUCUGAAUAUCUCGAGCGACAUAUCGAGCAAGGUGGGAAGACAGUGGAAGUUAAAGGAGGAGAACAUUGCUAUUAUCAGGGAGAAAUUCGAGGAAAUCCCCUAUCAUUUGUUGCCUUAUCAACGUGCCAUGGAUUACAUGGGAUGUUCUAUGAUGGGAACCAUACAUACCUGAUUGAGCCAGAUGAAAACUACACUUCAGAUGAUGACUUCCAUUCCCACUCUGUUUACAAGUCCAAGUUGUUUGAGUUUCCUUCGGAUGACCUGCCAUCUGAGUUCUGGCAAAUGAAUACGACGUCACCAAAGUUCGUUGUAAAGCCAAGACACAAAAGAAGUAAAAGACAGGUUCGUCAGAUUGCACGUAAAGUCGAAAAGGAAACAAAGUACAUUGAGUUAAUGAUUGUAAAUGAUCAUCUAAUGUGCAAAAAGCACCGCCUGUCAGUUGGCCAUACAAACAGCUAUGCUAAAUCAGUCGUGAACAUGGCAGAUUUAAUAUAUAAAGAACAACUUAACACCAGGAUAGUAUUGGUUGCCAUGGAAACCUGGGCUACUGAUAACAAGUUCACCAUAUCUGAAAACCCCUUGGUGACCCUACGUGAGUUUAUGAAAUAUAGGAGGGAUUUUAUCAGAGAGAAAAGUGAUGCAGUUCACCUUUUUUCGGGCAGUCGGUUUCAGAGCAGUCGAAGUGGUGUAGCCCACACUGGUGGAAUCUGCUCCUUGCUUAAAGGUGGAGGUGUGAAUGAGUUUGGAAAGCCAGACCUAAUGGCAGUUACCCUGGCACAGACCUUGGCCCAAAACAUUGGCAUUUUCUCAGACAGAAGAAAACUUUUAAGUGGUGAGUGUAAGUGUGAGGACACGUGGUCUGGAUGCAUAAUGGGAGACACAGGGUAUUAUCUUCCAAGCAAAUUCUCCAAGUGCGAUAUUGACGAGUAUCAUGAAUUUUUAAACAAUGGAGGUGGAGCCUGUCUUUUCAAUAAACCAACCAAACUUCUGGAUCCUCCAGAAUGUGGCAAUGGCUUUGUGGAAGACGGAGAAGAAUGUGACUGUGGGACGAUAGCGGAGUGUGCCAACGAAGGAGGAGAGUGCUGCAAUACUUGCACCCUGACAGCGGGCUCAGAGUGCAGCAACGGGCUGUGCUGUCGGAAGUGCCGGUUUGAACCUAAAGGAGUUUUAUGCAGAGAAGCAGUGAACGAUUGUGAUAUUGCAGAGAACUGCACAGGAAAUUCCAGUCAGUGUUCUCCCAAUAUUCAUAAAAUGGAUGGAUAUUCAUGUGAUAACAAGCAGGGCAUUUGUUUUGGAGGAAGAUGUAAAACUAGAGACCGGCAAUGUAAAUAUAUCUGGGGUGAAAAAGUGACAGCUGCUGACAGGUACUGCUAUGAGAAGCUGAAUAUUGAAGGCACAGAGAAAGGAAACUGUGGAAGAGACAAGGACUCUUGGAUACAGUGCAAUAAACAGGAUGUGCUUUGUGGAUACCUCCUGUGCUCCAAUAUAUCCAGCAUACCUAGACUUGGAGAACUUGAUGGUGAAAUCACAUCAUCAAUCUUGCAGUAUGGAAAAGUCUACAACUGCAGUGGUGGCCACGUGAAGCUGGACGAGGAGACGGACCUGGGCUACGUGGAGAAUGGGACACCAUGCGGGCCAGACAUGGUGUGCCUGGAGCAUCGCUGCCUCCCCACCGAGGCCUUCAACUUCAGUACCUGCCCAGGCACCACAGGCAGCCAGAUUUGCUCAGGACAUGGUGUUUGUAGCAAUGAAAUCAAGUGUGUCUGUGACCGAUCCUGGGGAGGAGAUGACUGCAGUUCUCGGAUCAAAGAUGAUGCAUUUUUUUAUAAAGAUGCCAUCAAUAAAGGUGUUGUUAGCACAAACAUAAUAAUAGGGGCUAUUGCUGGCACCAUUUUAGUGUUGGCUCUCGUUUUAGGAAUAACUGGUUGGGGUUACAAAAACUACAGAAGACAGAGAGAAAUGCCCCAGGGAGAUUAUGUAAAAAAGCCUGGAGAGGCCGACUCUUUUUAUAGCGACAUGCCUCCUGGAGUCAGCACAAACUCUGCAUCUAGUUCUAAGAAGAGGUCUGCUUUUCUGUCGCAUUUUCAGAUUUCUACCUGUUCCAUCACCCAUUAUUCCAUUAGUCAGAACAUUUCAUUGUUUUGCAGCAGGUCAAAUGGAUUAUCUCAUUCCUGGAGUGAAAGGAUCCCAGACACAAAGCAUAUUUCAGACAUUUGUGAAAAUGGGAGGCCUAGGAGUAAUUCUUGGCAAGGUAAUAUAGGAGGAAACAGAAAGAAAGUCAGAGGCAAAAGAUUUAGGCCACGGUCUAAUUCAACUGACAGGGUAACCCAUGCAUCUGAGCCUGGGCUUUCUCUCGCCCACCAAAUCCCGGCCCAAGGCAUAAGCCCAGGGGGUUCUGAGCACCCCCAAACAGGGAGUCGGGAUCACAGGUAUUUAAACCCAUGGUUCAAAAGAGAAUAUAAUGUAGCUAAGUGGGUAGAAGAUGUGAAUAAAAACACUGAAGGACCAUACUUUAGGACACUGUCUCCUGCAAAGUCUCCAUCCUCCUCCACUGGAUCUAUUGCUUCCAGCAGAAAAUACCCUUACCCGAUGCCACCACUUCCUGAUGAGGAGAAAAAAGCCAACAGGCAAAGUGCCAGGCUAUGGGAGACUUCCAUUUAG
Molecule: messenger RNA, 2967 nt
Organism: Colius striatus (speckled mousebird)
Lineage: Eukaryota; Metazoa; Chordata; Aves; Coliiformes; Coliidae
Gene: ADAM22
Product: ADAM metallopeptidase domain 22
Exons: 33
Coding region: 1-2967 (988 amino acids)
Biological process (GO): proteolysis
Cellular component (GO): postsynaptic density membrane
Molecular function (GO): metalloendopeptidase activity
Source: RefSeq, a predicted model, not a curated record